Molecule: messenger RNA, 1490 nt
Organism: Phaeodactylum tricornutum CCAP 1055/1
Lineage: Eukaryota; Bacillariophyta; Bacillariophyceae; Surirellales; Neidiaceae
Gene: TufA
Exons: 2
Coding region: 189-1469 (426 amino acids)
Biological process (GO): mitochondrial translational elongation
Cellular component (GO): mitochondrion
Molecular function (GO): GTP binding; translation elongation factor activity; GTPase activity
Source: RefSeq, a predicted model, not a curated record
CUACGAACUGUACAAACGCAUAGUUUGACUAGCCUUUCCAACGUCUCCUUGUAGAUAGUUCCGCAACCAACAAGAGACGCGAGUACUGUUCUUGUUUGGACCGGACCCGUGUUGUGAUCGCUUGUCUAAUCGGAAUCCAUCCGUGCCUUCUCCCAUUGCUUACCACUACCACCGUUCGUUCGUUCGUGAUGAAUUCGUCGUUGCUGUUGCGUUGGACGGGGUCGUCCUCGACGGCGUUGCGACGUUUCGCGUUCGCGCAUUCCCGCACGGUAGCCCGCGGGUUCGCCGCCAACUUUUCUCGGGAUAAACCGCACGUGAACAUUGGGACGAUUGGACACGUCGAUCACGGGAAAACCACCUUGACGCAGGCCAUUACCAAAGUCCUGUCCGAGAAGGGAUGGAGUCAAGCCAUGACUUACGAACAAAUCGACAAGGCACCCGAAGAAAAGGCUCGUAAAAUUACCAUCAACACUUCCCACAUUGAGUACGAGACGGCCAAUCGUCAUUAUGGACAUAUUGAUUGCCCCGGUCACGCCGAUUACGUCAAGAAUAUGAUUACGGGAGCCGCACAGAUGGACGGCGGCAUCCUCGUCGUAGCGGCGACGGAUGGUCCCAUGCCCCAGACUCGAGAACACAUUCUGCUCGCUAAACAGGUCGGAAUCCCCAAUCUUGUCGUCUUUCUGAACAAGGUGGACUUGGUCGACGACGAAGAAUUGCUAGAGCUCGUUGAAAUGGAAAUUCGGGAGUUGCUCGACUUUUACGACUUUCCCGGAGACGAUAUUCCGAUCAUUCGGGGAUCCGCCCUGGCGGCGGCCGAAGGCCGCAAUCCCGAAAUUGGUUCCGAAAAAAUUCUAGAACUCAUGGCAGCCGUUGACGAAAAAAUUCCGGAACCCAUGCGGGACUUGGACAAGGACUUUCUCAUGCCAAUUGAGGACGUCUUUUCGAUUGCCGGCCGUGGAACCGUGGUCACGGGACGAGUGCAGCAGGGAAAGGUCAACGUAGGUGACGAGCUGGACGUCAUUGGACUCGAUCAGAACCACAAGACGAUCUGCACCGGUGUGGAAAUGUUCAAAAAGCUGCUCGAUUUCGGUAUGGCGGGAGACAACAUUGGAGCCCUCUUGCGAGGUCUCAAACGUGAAGAUGUUCGCCGCGGUCAGAUUCUGUGCAAGCCGGGGUCAAUGAAGACGUCCAAAAAGUUCGAAGCGGAAGUGUACGCCCUCAAGAAGGACGAAGGAGGCCGUCACACCCCGUUCAUGACCAAUUACCGCCCACAAUUCUUUUUCCGAACUGCCGAUAUUACGGGAUCCCUUCAGUUGAAGAGCGGUACAGAGAUGGUCAUGCCCGGUGACAAUACGACCGUUGAUGUGGAGUUGAUUUCACCGGUGGCGUUGGAACCCGGCCUCCGUUUCAAUAUGCGUGAAGGUGGAAUGACUGUCGGAACCGGCAUCGUUACCAAGGUUUCAGAAUAAUAAAGCACGUUUAGUAGAAUG